Messenger RNA from Nyctereutes procyonoides (raccoon dog), 1348 nucleotides. It is a transcript of the gene RPF2, whose product is annotated as ribosome production factor 2 homolog. Gene Ontology annotation, cellular component: nucleolus. The transcript is spliced from 10 exons. Gene Ontology annotation, molecular function: rRNA binding. Gene Ontology annotation, biological process: maturation of LSU-rRNA from tricistronic rRNA transcript (SSU-rRNA, 5.8S rRNA, LSU-rRNA); ribosomal large subunit assembly. NCBI's taxonomy places the organism in Eukaryota, Metazoa, Chordata, Mammalia, Carnivora, Canidae. Bases 518 to 1339 code for a protein of 273 amino acids. The record is from RefSeq and is a predicted model, not a curated record.
AAGGAGGGCGGAAGCCUCCGCUCCGCCGGGCUGCCCCUCGCUCCUCCCGCUCUUUGGCAGUUGGGCCUGCGGCGGGCCGAUGGGUGCCCUCGCCGGGGGCCCGAGAGCGCGGAGGCCCCGGGCGGCAGCCCCGGCGGUAGCGCCCGGAUGGUGGCCGCUUCCCUCCCGGCCGGCUGGAGACGCCCUGGCUUCCCGAGCGCUGUGAGGACGUGAGCGGCCGCGCGAGUGGCGUCCUGCCCGAGGCCUCGGGAGCCGACCGGCGGAGGGGACGCUCCGGGUCCGGCGCGGGCGUCAGGUGACUUUGGGCCCGAGGUCCCCCGCCCCAGCCCUGGCGGACGUGGAGCCCUGAUCGUGCUUCGUGGAGCCGCGAGAAUUCCUGGCGGGCAGUAGAGCCUUCGCUGCGCCGCACGCAGGACAGGGCGCGAGCUUGUUCUUUCUCGGAAAGCCCAAAACGAAAAGAGCAAAGAGAUUCCUUGAGAAGAGAGAACCGAAACUCAGUGAAAAUAUUAAAAAUGCAAUGUUGAUUAAAGGGGGAAAUGCGAAUUCAGUGGUGACACAAGUACUUAGAGAUGUGUAUGCACUGAAAAAACCGUAUGGUGUUCUGUAUAAAAAGAAAAACAUUACAAGACCAUUUGAGGAUCAGACAUCAUUGGAAUUCUUUUCAAAGAAGUCAGAUUGUUCUUUAUUUAUGUUUGGCUCCCAUAAUAAGAAGCGGCCAAAUAAUCUAGUAAUAGGUCGUAUGUAUGAUUACCAUGUGCUGGAUAUGAUUGAAUUAGGUAUCGAGAAGUUUGUCUCUCUAAAAGAUGUUAAGAAUAGUAAAUGUCCCGAGGGAACAAAACCCAUGUUAAUAUUUGCUGGUGAUGAUUUUGAUGUAACAGAAGACUAUAGAAGGCUGAAAAAUCUUCUUAUUGAUUUCUUCAGAGGCCCCACAGUAUCAAAUAUCCGUCUGGCUGGUUUAGAGUAUGUUCUGCACUUCACUGCACUGAAUGGGAAAAUUUACUUCCGAAGCUAUAAGUUGUUGCUGAAGAAAUCCGGUUGUAGAACACCAAGGAUUGAAUUGGAAGAGAUGGGGCCCUCGUUGGAUCUGGUUCUGAGGAGGACACGUCUGGCUUCAGAUGAUCUUUAUAAAUUAUCUAUGAAAAUGCCAAAAGCCCUCAAGCCAAAGAAGAAGAAAAAUGUCUCCCAUGAUACUUUUGGUACGACUUAUGGAAGGAUUCAUAUGCAGAAGCAAGACCUAAGCAAACUACAAACCAGGAAAAUGAAGGGGUUGAAGAAGCGACCUGCAGAAAGGAUAACAGAAGACCAGGAGAGAAAAUCAAAGAGAAUUAAAAAAAAUUGAUAGAAUUAA